AUGAAUGACAAGAUGUUCUCCCGUUUGGCGGGCACCUUCUCUAUCCUCAACACCAUCCAGUUCCUCAUCUUAGACUUGAACGAGGUUGUGUUCCUUGGCUACGAGGACAAGUUUGACAUCUACAUGGACAUAAAGUAUGGGAUAGCCUCCUGGAUCUUGACCAACAAAAAGAACAUCAGCAUUAGCCUAUCCACCAUCACCAUCAUCGUCAGCUCCUUGCUCCUGUACUGCAUCCACGUGAACAAAUACAUGGGAUUGCUGUGUUAUGCCAUAUGGAUUGCCACCUAUGAGCUCACCAGCUUCUCCAUGGUCCUGCUCACCAAUGGGAUCAUCAAAGAGCAGUUCAAGGAGCUGGGUUACCUGCACUUGAUCUUCCAAAUCUCCCGUAUGUUCCUGCACUUCUCCUGUCUGCCCUUUAUCAUCAAGUAUACAUACACCCUUUAUAAGGACCCCAAGACUUUAAGCAAGAUAAGCCGCCGCAGGCACUCGUCCAUCAGUACAGUCGACUCGUGGCCAUCUGUUGGGCCAGGGAUGAUGUACCGCAAGAUAAACUGA
This is a messenger RNA of Pteronotus mesoamericanus, 555 nucleotides long. It is a transcript of the gene TMEM217B, whose product is annotated as transmembrane protein 217B. The record is from RefSeq and is a predicted model, not a curated record. Bases 1 to 555 code for a protein of 184 amino acids. NCBI's taxonomy places the organism in Eukaryota, Metazoa, Chordata, Mammalia, Chiroptera, Mormoopidae. The transcript has a single exon.